Molecule: messenger RNA, 1713 nt
Organism: Manihot esculenta (cassava)
Lineage: Eukaryota; Viridiplantae; Streptophyta; Magnoliopsida; Malpighiales; Euphorbiaceae
Product: probable adenylate kinase 6, chloroplastic
Exons: 4
Coding region: 121-984 (287 amino acids)
Biological process (GO): nucleobase-containing compound metabolic process
Cellular component (GO): cytoplasm; mitochondrion
Molecular function (GO): ATP binding; AMP kinase activity
Source: RefSeq, a predicted model, not a curated record
UCCUUCUCCCUCGCCUCGCUCCUCGCUUCUGCGUAAGAUCCCAGAACAACUCCAAAGCCCCCAUUUCAAUCUCUCUCUCUCUCUGCAUAAUUUCUCCGUUUCCGACUCCAACCACCCUACAUGGCGGUUUCUUUACGAGCUACCAGAGCCAUACCCUUUUCUUCUUUAAUCUCUCGUGCUUUAUCUUCUCCUUCUUUAAAUUCCGAAGCUGACCUCAAAUCUUCUCCCUUUUUCGCUCACAAUAAGUCUCUGCCUCUCCGUACUGACCACAAAGAUAAAAAUGUCCAGUGGGUUUUUCUUGGCUGUCCUGGUGUUGGUAAAGGCACCUAUGCUUCUCGCCUCUCUAGUCUUCUCGGUGUCCCUCAUAUCGCCACAGGCGAUCUCGUUCGCGAGGAGCUUAAUUCCUCUGGUCCUCUUGCCUCUCAGCUUAAAGAGAUUGUGAACCAUGGGCAAUUAGUUUCUGAUGAAAUUAUUAUAAAUUUGUUGUCCAAGCGUCUUGAAGCUGGAGAAGCCAAGGGUGAAUCUGGUUUUAUUCUGGAUGGUUUCCCUCGAACUAUCAGACAAGCGGAAAUAUUGGAGGGAGUAACAGAUAUCGACUUGGUGGUUAACCUAAAGCUUCAGGAAGAAGCAUUACUUGCAAAAUGCCUUGGAAGAAGGAUAUGUAGCGAGUGUGGAGGAAAUUACAAUAUUGCCAGCAUUGACAUCAAGGGGGAAAAUGGGAAACCUGGAAUGUAUAUGGCUCCACUCCUUCCUCCUCCUCAUUGUGCAACAAAACUUAUCCAACGAUCUGAUGAUACAGAAGAAGUUGUCAAGGAGCGACUGCGUGUUUACAAUGAAAUGAGUCAACCCGUUGAAGAGUUCUACCGCCAACGUGGGAAGUUAUUGGAGUUCAAUCUUCCUGGAGGAAUACCGGAAUCUUGGCCAAAGCUGCUUCAAGCUCUGAAUAUUGAAGACCAUGAAGUUAAACAAUCUGCAGCUGCAUGAGUUCCAAAUUCCAAUCUUUCUGUAUCAUAUUUGCAAGAUAAAUUAUCAUUCUUUUCUUGUGAGCAAUGUGAUAUUAUUUAAAAUGAAAGGGGAAAACAGGUACAAUAAACAAAGUUAAAACGAUUUAGAAGAUGCAAAACACUUACAUGGCACAAGGUUAUUAUGCUGUGAAAAAUUCUCAGUGUCCUCCAAUUCGACCGUUGACAAUAUUAUUUGGUGACAGUUGGUUCAGUUACAUUGUGGCCAACUGUCAUUGCCACUCUCUGUAUUAUUUGGUUAUGGAAUUCUGUUUCAGGGUUCUUUGGACAUUGAGGUGGCAAACCAGAAAAGCAAAUAAGAGGGAAAAUGAAUGAGCUACAUGACUUGGUAUUCUUCUUUGGGUAUGAACGUUCACCUUUGGUCCCACUUGACUAGUUUUAUUCAUAAUGAGGAGAUGGGCAAUUUCUGUGAUUAUCUUGAUUUUUAUUCACAAUUUAGCAUCUUUGCAUAUUUGAUCAGACAAUUCAAAGUCUGUGUUUCAUAUUGGAAAAGAUGUUUGACAAAUUUGUUGGCUCAUCUCAUCCCAGGUCUUGGAUGGUUGGUUUCUGUCAGAGAUGUUUUUGUUUACAUGUGAAAUUGUUGAACCUGCAGCAGACAUGGUAGCCUCUUCCAUCUGUUAAACCUGUCUGAUUCAUAUUUUGGAUUUGUACAAUUCUUCAGAAUAUGCAAAGGAUUUAAGUUCUAAAAUCA